AUGGCUGCUGUGACCAUUCCUCAGAUCACAGCGAAGCUCGCUAGUCAGUGCCCGGUCCUUAGCACAGCUAGGGUAGCGGUUAAGUCCCGAGCGAUGGUGGCGUGUAUUAUCCGCCCUGGUCCCCAACCAUUGGACCCUGCCGAGAUGCUCCUUAUACGGCGAGCGGCUCGGGAGGGCGAUCCUUGGUCUGGUCAGACGGCCUUCCCUGGUGGACGCUGUGAUGUUGAUGAUGGUGGCUGCGACUUCACAACUGUUUGCCGAGAAGUCCGCGAGGAGCUGGGAGUAGACCUGACGAAUGAGGAGCGAUACAGAUACCUAGGGCGGGUCCGAGAUAUGGAGACCUUCAAGUCCCGCAAGGU
Messenger RNA from Perkinsus marinus ATCC 50983, 359 nucleotides. RefSeq lists its product as hypothetical. The record is from RefSeq and is a predicted model, not a curated record. NCBI's taxonomy places the organism in Eukaryota, Perkinsozoa, Perkinsida, Perkinsidae. The transcript has a single exon. Gene Ontology annotation, molecular function: coenzyme A diphosphatase activity. The annotation marks the transcript as partial.